CUUGAAGGUUCAAUUGUGAGCUGCUUCCGCUUCCGACGUUUUCCGCUUCCGGUACGUUUCCGUUUAACGCUUCGCAGACUCGAGGUUUAAAGUCUGUCCCGGAGGCUACUGGAUCUCGAAGUGAGAAGGUAAAGCGCCCUCGGGACUCCUUCCUAACCGCCAACUGGGCCGAGAUCCUUGCUUGUCACAGAUUUGCCGCAGUUCAGUCCCUUCUCGAUCCUCUGUCUUGAUCCAAGCGCAGGCGCAAGCGCAAGCGCAGAACGGCACCUCUCUAGGUUGGGUAGGUUCCAGGCUCCAGCGCAGGCGCAGAGAAGUUCCAAGUCGCGAGACAAAGGCUGACGAGUCCUGACAAAGGCUUGGGAGUCGUCGAGAUGGCAGCGGAGCCGGAGAGUGCGGGGCCGCUGAGCCCAGCGCCCCCAGAGAAUGAAGCGGCUUCGCCGGUGAAACUGGAGGAGCCUGCCGCCAGCAGGGAUUCCUCAAAGGCCCCGGCCUCGCUCCCUGGCCCUGUGGCCCCCGAGGCCUCUCCCCGCGUCCCUGCGGCCUCUCCUCCGGCCUCUCCUCCGGCUCCCGGCCCCGCGGCUCAAGCCACCUCGCCCCCGUCCCCAGUUCCGUUCCCCGCCGUGCUCGAGGCCUCGCCCCUAGCCCCCAGCCCCGCGGGGUCUAGGCCCGGUCCGGAGACGUUCCGUCAGCGUUUCCGGCAGUUCCGCUACCACGAGGCAGCAGGGCCGCGCGAGGCGUUCCACCAGCUCCGAGAACUCUCCCGCCAAUGGCUGCGACCCGAGGUCCGGACCAAGGAGCAGAUCGUAGAGAUGCUGGUGCAGGAGCAGCUCAUGGCCAUCCUGCCCGAGGAACUCCGGGCCCGCCGGCGAGGCCGCCGUAGCGAUGUCCGCAUCACAGGCUGACCAAGGGUGCCUGAGGCCCCCCCACCCCCGGCUGCCGAGCGAGGAGCAGCUGCCGGCCGCGGGGAGGAGAGAAGGAGGCGGCGGUAAUGGUGAUUCCCGGGGCUAAAUAGGUGUUUACGUGCCGAGCUGUUGUCCUAGAAGCUUCCCCCCCCCUCCCCCCCAUCAAGGGGUCCGCGGAGCUACCGUUGUCUUGCCCAUGUCCGCAUCCCACUAAUGAAACCUGAUUUUUGGCAAUCGUGGCCCAUUGUGACUCUUUCCUUCGCCUCUUGGUUUUGUACCCUUGGAGACCCCCAUCCCCAUUUCCAUGCGGCAGAAGGGGUUGGGUGCCUGACUGUUGUGUAAUCUAUUCUUCUGUGGGUGGCCAUUGUAGUGAACUUUGUUCAGUCUCACUAUCUUGUGAAAAUAGACAUCUAUCUAUUCUUCCUUGCUGGAGCAUCCAUCUCGUUCAGAGAACUGAUCAGUGUCUUAUAUGCCUGCCUAUUAGUAUUAUUUUUCAUAAAAGGUCAGAGGAACUGGAAGGGACCCUACAGAUUCCAUCUAGCCUAACCCCCUUUUUUCAUAGUAAAAGAUUUUUGUUGUAGCAAAUUCUUGUAGAGGCACACAGCCUCUUUCAUGUUAUUUUCAGUAGUGCCUUUUACACGCAUUAUAUUUUUUUUUUUAGUAACCAGACUCGGGGAGUUCAAGAAAGUUGGCUUAGGGUACAGAUGACACCAGAAUUGGAGGUUUUUUGUGCAUUGUAAGAGAAUGCUUUUGUAUUGCCAUAAUGGUAAUUUCCAAAUUUAUUCAGUCUGGUUAACAAGGGGCUGACGAGGUUGGCUUACAGUUGAGGUUUAUUUUGUAGCUGACAGGGUUGGUACUAUCUACUGAGCCAAAUGUAAAGGAUUUCCUGUUCAUUACAACUCCAUAGGUGUCAGACCACUUGGUUUUUUAGUUCAGUCCUUCACUCUGCUAUCAACAAUAUGGGAAAAUAUCUGCUGCUUCCAUGAACCCUGGCCAGUGUUGUCUGGAGUGGAAUCCCUAGAGCACACUUUGCCCCAGUACUGGUGGACUUUCCACUGAUCCCCCAGGACUUGGCAACUUUAGUGAACCCAUUGUUUCAGUAACUGGGAUCAGCAGUGGGCCCUCCUGGGACUGUUGUGCCUAGCUGGUGCCUUUUUUCCUAGUUACUCUGGAGUGUGUCUGAAGCAUUCACACAUGGCUCAUUUAGAAUUAAUAGCUACUUUUGUUGAUUUUUGUUUUGGGAAACAUACUAUGACAUUUGGCAUAUGUCAGAGCUGCAAAUAUCUGGAGCUGGAGAAUGUAACCUUAGCCAGUUUGGUGUUUCUGCAGAUAUUCUACUAUUUCCUCACUUCACUGGCAGGCAUCAGGUGUUCCUGGCAUUUUUACCCUUUUAAAAAGCAUUAAAUUAUUAAGCAGAAAA
Molecule: messenger RNA, 2322 nt
Organism: Monodelphis domestica (gray short-tailed opossum)
Lineage: Eukaryota; Metazoa; Chordata; Mammalia; Didelphimorphia; Didelphidae
Gene: SCAND1
Product: SCAN domain containing 1
Source: RefSeq, a predicted model, not a curated record